This is a messenger RNA of Gossypium raimondii (Peruvian cotton), 1258 nucleotides long. RefSeq names its product general transcription and DNA repair factor IIH subunit TFB4. The transcript has 11 exons. Bases 191 to 1081 code for a protein of 296 amino acids. The record is from RefSeq and is a predicted model, not a curated record. Gene Ontology annotation, cellular component: transcription factor TFIIH holo complex; transcription factor TFIIH core complex. Gene Ontology annotation, biological process: regulation of DNA-templated transcription; nucleotide-excision repair. Lineage: Eukaryota; Viridiplantae; Streptophyta; Magnoliopsida; Malvales; Malvaceae.
UGCAAAAUCUCGCAGUUUAUGCAGACCCGACGCUUACAAUCAACAGCUUGAAGGAGAGAAUUUCAGUCAGGUCAGCUGUCGUUCCCUUUUUCUCAUGAAUCCAACUCGCUGCAUUCGCUGAUUAUUAGAGAAAAAAAACCCAAUCUUUUGAUAGUAACAAUAAAUAAAAGUAGGAGAAGCUGCAUCCUCCAUGGCUUCAGCUCCUUCCAAGCUCUAUGCAGAUGAUGUUAGCCUUGUGGUAGUUUUGCUGGACACUAACCCAUUUUUCUGGAGCUCCUCCUCACUCUCUUUCUCUCAGUUUCUCUCCCAUGUUCUUGCGUUUUUGAAUGCGAUAUUGACUCUGAAUCAGCUAAACCAAGUCGUGGUUAUUGCUACUGGAUAUAAUUCCUGUGACUAUGUCUUUGAUUCGUCUUCAGAUUUGAACCGGAGUUUUGAGAAUGGGAGAAUGCCUGUUAUGUGCUCCAGUUUGUUGCAGAAGUUGGAGGAAUUUCUUAUUACAGAUGAGCAGUUGAGCAAGGAGGAACCUGAAGGAAAGAUUAAGCCUUCCCUUUUCUCGGGGUCAUUGUCAAUGGCUCUUUGUUAUAUACAGAGAGUGUUCCGUUCAGGAGCCCUCCAUCCACAUCCUCGAAUCUUAUGCUUGCAGGGAUCACUAGAUGGACCUGAACAAUAUGUUGCAAUCAUGAACGCGAUAUUCUCUGCCCAACGCUCUUCGGUUCCUAUAGAUUCUUGUUACAUAGGUUCUCAAAAUUCAGCCUUCCUGCAGCAGGCUUCUUACAUAACUGGUGGUGUACAUCAUAAACCGCAAAAUUUGGAUGGGCUGUUUCAGUAUCUCAUGACUAUUUUUGCUACUGACUUGCAUUCUCGCAGUUUCAUACAUCUUCCAAAGCCUGUUGGGGUUGAUUUUCGCGCCUCAUGUUUUUGCCAUAAAAACACCAUUGACAUGGGCUACAUAUGUUCUGUAUGUUUGUCAAUUUUCUGCAAGCAUCACAAGAAAUGUUCCACCUGCGGGUCUGUAUUUGGUCAAGCUCAAUCUGAGGCGGCUUCGGCAUCUGACAAAAAGAGAAAGACUCCUGAGACAUAAAGUUAAUUAAGGACGUUACAGAAGUUUUAUAAUCUACUAAAUUUGGGCAAGUCUUUCUUGCUUAACAAUUUUUGUUUCUUGAGAGAACAAAAACUUUCUCCUUGCGCAACCAUUUGAUAUGCGGAAUUUGUACAUCAUAAAUUAUUAAAUGUGAAAGGUUGAGCCACCAUUUACAAA